Messenger RNA from Archocentrus centrarchus (flier cichlid), 3809 nucleotides. It is a transcript of the gene gpr37a, whose product is annotated as G protein-coupled receptor 37a. The transcript has 2 exons. Gene Ontology annotation, biological process: positive regulation of MAPK cascade; adenylate cyclase-inhibiting G protein-coupled receptor signaling pathway. Gene Ontology annotation, molecular function: G protein-coupled peptide receptor activity; prosaposin receptor activity. Lineage: Eukaryota; Metazoa; Chordata; Actinopteri; Cichliformes; Cichlidae. The record is from RefSeq and is a predicted model, not a curated record. Gene Ontology annotation, cellular component: signaling receptor complex; plasma membrane. Bases 309 to 2003 code for a protein of 564 amino acids.
GGAAUGGUGGAGCAGCUCAUUGAAUCUCCACCCGAACGUCCACUUUCUAACGCCGAGGAUUCAAUUAUUCCCGCCCUGUUGAGGAAAUCUUUUUCCCAUCAGAUUUUCUGGUCUCGCAGGUGAUGCCUCCGGACUGGAGACGAACUGGGACGCACCUGUACGACCAACGAAUUCAAGGAAGUACUGUAUGCACAAAAAUGAAAGAAAGUUGACGUUUCCUUGUCAGAUUUGAGUUUUAAAAACGUCAAAAAACAGAGAUGGGUCCAUAAUUUUUGAUCACAGCUGUUCAUUUCGGUUUAACGAGAGCCAUGAUGUUGUCUCCAGUCCUGAGGCUCCUGUAUCUGUGGCUGUGCAGCGAGGCCGUCGCCUGUCACCUCAACUGGGACAAAACAAAGACAACUUUCAGUCCUUAUAAUAAAUACAACAUCAGUAAGAGGAAUGCGCAAAGCCGGAGGUGGCGCACAGACAGCGAGGAGGACCGCGGUGCGAGUACAGAAGCCUCGUGGCUGGCUACGUUAAACUCUUCAUCGACUGAGCUGCUAGAGAAAAAUAUAAAUAAGGGCUCUGUGCGCAAAGGUGACGCGCAAAAUGGAACUCAGUCAGUUUUACGCACAGAAGUAAAUAGCACAGAUGAGUCGCGGAAUGAAGUGCUUGAACAAACCCCGCAUGGACCCACCUGCAUAUCUAGGAUGAUCGGACACAAACGGCGACAUAGACGGGUUACCUUUGCCAGGGCGAGACACAGCGAACCGCUACAUGUGGCCAUGGCGCAGGAGCUGGAAGCCGAAAUCCCUUCCAGACGCAAUAACAGUGACUAUGUGGACGAGUAUUCUCUGCCAGACUUUCCCGACACCACGCCGUCCGUGCCGGUUAACAAACGCAAACAGUUAAAGAACCCGUUCUACCCGGUCACCGCGAAGUCGUACGGAGCCUAUGCGGUAAUGAUCACUGCCGCCCUCAUCUUCAGCAUGGGCAUUAUAGGCAACGUGUCUGUCAUGUGCAUCGUGUGUCACAACUACUAUAUGAGGAGCAUCUCCAAUUCCUUGCUGGCCAGCCUCGCGCUCUGGGAUUUCAUCAUCAUCUUCUUCUGUUUGCCACUUGUGGUGUUUCAUGAGCUCACCAAGAAAUGGCUGUUGGGAGAGUUCUCCUGCAGGAUUAUCCCCUACCUGGAGGUGGUGUCUCUUGGGAUCACGACCUUCACGCUGUGUGCUCUAUGCAUUGAUCGUAUUCGUGCAGCCACCAACGUGCAGAUCUAUGAGAUGAUCGAGAACUGGACAUCUACCACAGCAAAGCUAGCAGUCAUUUGGGUGGGUGCUUUACUGCUGGCGCUGCCUGAGCUGCUGAUCAAACAGCUGGUCACUGAGGAAGAUGAGCCACCUGAUUUGGCGCCAUGUGAGCACUGCGUGGUCCGCAUCUCAACUGACCUCCCAGACACACUCUACGUCCUGGGGCUCACCUACAAUGGCGCACGUCUCUGGUGGUACUUCGGCUGCUAUUUCUGCCUGCCAACGUUGUUCACCAUCUGCAGCUCAUUAGCGACUGUUCGCAAGAUCCGCAGCGCUGAGCGGGCCUGUGUUCGUGGGAGCAAGAAGCAGAUCCAGCUGGAGAGCCAGAUGAAUUGUGCGGUGGUGGCAUUGGCCAUCCUCUAUGGCUUUUGCAUCAUUCCAGAGAACAUUUGCAACAUUAUUAGUGUGUACAUGGCAGCCAGCAUUCCCAGGAGAACCCUGAACAUUCUGUACCUGGUCAGUCAGCUGCUGCUCUUCUGCAAAUCAGCAGUGACACCUGUUUUGCUAUUCUGUCAAUGCCAGCCAUUCACCAGAGCCUUCCUGGACUGCUGCUGCUGCUGCUGCGAUGAGUGUGGCCCAUCCCACUGCCCCACCACCGCCACUAGCAACAUUGAAAGUGAGUGUGCCACCAAUGAUCUCGAGCUGUCACCGUUUAGUACCACCCGCAGGGAGGUGUCCACCUCUGCCACCUACGAUACUGUGGGGACACACUACUGAGGUAAAAAAAUCAACAAUGUCAUCAUACCUGUCCCCAGCUAUGAUUUUGCAGACAAGGGAUCGCCCUGCUUCCUAGCACUGGACACAUAAUGGAUGAAGUACAAGAUGGUGUCAUGAUAGACCAGUGACAGGUGCUCUCCAUUUCCUACAGUGUCCUACAACUACACCUGAGUGGAUGAAUACCAUGUCAUCCCAAUUUUAAGCCCUAGCAACUCCACACCCUGUCACUCAAGACAUAACACUACCAAAAUACUAUGGUAGUGGGGACACAAAUAGUUGCAAUGAAUGGGAUGUGUGGAUCCUGUGGACAUAUAACAUGAGGAUGAACUUCAUCUGACAGGAUCAGGAAUAUGAUCAGUAGGCAGUUUCUUUUCUGAUCAACCCAAACUCACUUGUGUUUACUGAUGGACUAUUCACUGUUUGCAGAUUUUGAUAUUUGAACACACAGUAUUAGCUGUUGGCAAUAAUUUUAGCCUUUUAAUUAAUUCACUGGUAUUUUUACUGAAUUUGCACUCAAUUGAAAGCUAAUUUUUGUUAUUGUUUCAGGAUAUAAAAGGAGAAAUGGGUGGUGGUAAAUUUUUUGAAGGGUUUGAUGUCAUGAGAGUUUGUAUAUAAUUACAUUUGUUUAAAGGUACUUUUUGUAAUUACCCUCUGCACAGUGUAACUUUCACCACCAGAGGAAGCGGUGGUGUGCGAAAAUGUUAUCACAUAAAUAUGCAGUUGUUUAAGCUCCAUCACCAUUUCCUCAAGAGGCACCCUUUGUGAAAAACUUCUAAUGAUGCACCUGGUUAAAUAAAGGUUACAAUUACUUGCUGUGCCAUCUUGUGGUACAGACUGGUAUUAUAUAAAAGUCUUGAACCGUACAUGGAUGUUUUGAACAUAAAGUUAGUCAUAGUGGUUGUUUCUUCACAUUCUGUUGAAAAUUUCAGUUAAUUGACACAGAGACAGAGUGUAUCUAUGUCUGUCUCUGUGCUGGCCCUGUGACAUACUAGCAGCCUGUCCAAGGUGUACCCCACCUCCUGUGGCAGCUGGGAUAGGCUCCUUUCUUAAAACUUUCCCUUUUAACAACUACUACAACUGAACCCAAAUUAUAAUUUAAAAAAAAUUAAUAUUAUACUGAAAAUGUUUCCAGUGGUUCAUACAAAAUUAUAUAUUUUUUUUUUGUAAUCAUUGAGUCAUUUAUUUAUUAUUGGGUUGUUUGUUUCUUUGGUUGGUUGUAUCAUUUUAACAAAAGAAAAAACAUCUUCUUGGACACUUGUUUAAAUAUGACAUUGCCUUAUUUGUGCAACACAUUUCGUCACAGGCCCAUGCAUUGUUUCAGUUUGGUCUCAGAACAAGUCAGCUGUGACCAAACAAGAAAACUAUUAAAAAAAAAAAAGUUUCUACAAAGAGUACAGUGUUUCUAUAUGCUCUCACUUCAUUGUUGAACAGCUCCAUUUAAACUUUCUACUGCCUUGAGAAAUAAAGCUAUUAAGUAUAUUCAAGAUGUUUUUAUCCCACAUUCGAACCACAGACAAAAUGAAACCAACAUGAAUACUCUAAUGCUUUCAAACAUGUAGGAGUGAGAAGCUGCAACAGAUGGAAAAUAUCAGACUUUCUGUAAAAAUUUAACUGUUCAUAGAGCCUUAGCACUUUGAAGAUAACCAAACAUUUCGAAUUGAAGACAAGGAGGACAAUGAAAGUUGUCAUUGCCAUCAAUCCAGAGCAUACAGCUAUUACUAGUCCUCAUCCACUCAGAAUUACAGUUGGUUCAGCUAAUAACUGAACCUCCUUCAGGGAUGAACAGAAAGCAGCCAGCAGUGAAGG